Messenger RNA from Pan troglodytes (chimpanzee), 1815 nucleotides. RefSeq lists its product as uncharacterized. The record is from RefSeq and is a predicted model, not a curated record. Lineage: Eukaryota; Metazoa; Chordata; Mammalia; Primates; Hominidae.
AUGAAGGCUGAGAAGUACCCUGAUCUGCUGUCUGCCAUACGGAGAACCAGGAAAGCUGGUGGUGUAAUUCAGUUCCAGUCUGAAGGCCUGAGCAAUGGUACGUCCGGGCUCGCGGUGUCACGGAGUGGCCCUUCCUCCGGCUCCGGAGGACAGACGUCCGGGCUCGCGGUGUCACGGAGUGGCCCUUCCUCCGGCUCCGGAGGACAGACGUCCGGGCUCACGGUGUCACGGAGUGGCCCUUCCUCCGGCUCCGGAGGACAGACGUCCGGGCUCGCGGUGUCAGCAGAGUGGCCCUUCCUCCGGCUCCGGAGGACAGACGUCCGGGCUCGCGGUGUCACAGAGUGGCCCUUCCUCCGGCUCCGGAGGACAGACGUCCGGGCUCGCGGUGUCACAGUGUGGCCCUUCCUCCGGCUCCGGAGGACAGACGUCCGGGCUCGCGGUGUCACAGAGUGGCCCUUCCUCCGGCUCCGGAGGACAGACGUCCGGGCUCGCGGUGUCACAGAGUGGCCCUUCCUCCGAGGACAGACGUCCGGGCUCGCGGUGUCACAGUGUGGCCCUUCCUCCGGCUCCGGAGGACAGAUGUCUGGGAUCACGGUGUCAGCAGAGUGGCCCUUCCUCCGGCUCUGGAGGACAGAUGUCUGGGAUCACGGUGUCAGCAGAGCGGCCCUUCCUCCGGCUCCGGAGGACAGACGUCCGGGCUCGCGGUGUCACAGAGUGGCCCUUCCUCCGGCUCUGGAGGACAGAUGUCCGGGAUCACGGUGUCAGCAGAGUGGCCCUUCCUCUGGCUCUGGAGGACAGACGUCCGGGAUCACGGUGUCAGCAGAGUGGCCCUUCCUCCGGCUCUGGAGGACAGACGUCCGGGAUCACGGUGUCAGCAGAGUGGCCCUUCCUCCGGCUCUGGAGGACAGAUGUCCGGGAUCACGGUGUCAGCAGAGUGGCCCUUCCUCCGGCUCUGGAGGACAGAUGUCCGGGAUCACGGUGUCAGCAGAGUGGCCCUUCCUCCGGCUCUGGAGGACAGAUGUCUGGGAUCACGGUGUCAGCAGAGUGGCCCUUCCUCCCGCUCUGGAAGACAGACGUCCGGGAUCACAGUGUCAGCAGAGUGACCCUUCCUCCGGCUCUGGAGGACAGACGUCUGGGAUCACGGUGUCAGCAGAGUGGCCCUUCCUCCGGCUCUGGAGGACAGACGUCUGGGAUCACGGUGUCAGCAGAGUGGCCCUUCCUCCUGCUCUGGAGGACAGACGUCUGGGAUCACGGUGUCAGCAGAGUGGCCCUUCCUCCUGCUCUGGAGGACAGACGUCCGGGAUCACGGUGUCAGCAGAGUGGCCCUUCUCCGGCUCUGGAGGACAGACGUCUGGGAUCGCGGUGUCACAGAGUGGCCCUUCCUCCUGCUCUGGAAGACAGACAUCUGGGAUCACGGUGUCAGCAGAGUGGCCCUUCCUCUGGCUCUGGAGGACAGACGUCUGGGAUCACGGUGUCAGUAGAGGGGCCCUUCCUCUGGAGCCUCUAGUGGGGAACCUGUUCGUUGCAUCUUUCGGCUUCUGGUGGCUGGUGUUUCUUUUUUCUUUUUUCAUCUUUUUUUUUUUUAAUUUAAUUAGAGACAGGGUCUGCCUGUGUAGCCCAGGCUGGUCUCAAACUCCUGGCCUCAAGCAGUCCUCCUGCUCUGUCCUCACAAAGUGCUGUGGUUACAAGCGUGAGUCAUGGGGCCCAGCCUGUUGGUGUUUCCUGACUUGUGGCCCCAUCACUGCAGUCUCUGCCUUCGGGGUCACAUGGCCUCCUCCUCUGCUGGAGCAUCCCCUCCCGUAAUUUUCUUUCUUU